AUGUAUCGAGGAUCAUCUCCUGCAUCUGAUGAGCCAGAAUUUCAGCCGUUGAGGAGGCUUAAACCGUUACCCAAACAUAGACAUACCUCAGACGCGCCCAUUCCAGCAGCAGACGUCACCCAUCCCAUGGCCGACAUUCUCGGCACAGAAUCUCUCGCAGAAAAACUCCUUGCUCAUGCUGACUCCUUCUUUCUGCAGUCUUACUACGCCUCUGUGUUCGGUGAUACCCGUAAUGGAGACACCCUUGAUCUGAGCGUGGCGUAUCAACUCGAGAAAAUGGGAAGGUCGGAGGAGGACCAGAGUGAGGGUGACUAUACAGAUCAUCUGCAGCAGCCUGGGAAUAUGAAGAAGAGGAAGGUGCCAGCUAACAUGUCAGGCGUGGCACAAGUGCGGGAGGCAGAGCCACAGUUGGGUGCAGAGGAUGAGAUUUUGGACAACUUGGCUCUAUUGAAUGGUCGGGCUAAUAACGGCCUUGACCUUUCUGCCCUGCCACCAUCGGUGACCCCCACCCCCAGGAAGGGUAAGAUCGCCCCAUCAAUGCUGGCAGGUCUCCAGCACAAGGAGCUGCUCAAGCAUUGA
Molecule: messenger RNA, 579 nt
Organism: Suillus fuscotomentosus
Lineage: Eukaryota; Fungi; Basidiomycota; Agaricomycetes; Boletales; Suillaceae
Exons: 1
Coding region: 1-579 (192 amino acids)
Source: RefSeq, a predicted model, not a curated record